AUGGAGCGAAGUGAAGAGUUUGGGCGGGAAUUUUCACCAGUAACCGUCGCCGCCGACCUUCUCCAUCUAAUAAAUGAAUGUGAUCAGAGAUGCCUCUAUGAGGCGAGUAGGUGGUAAGUUUUCUGUUCAUCUUAUUCUUCAUUAUGUUCUUCAACUUUUAGGGCAAGUGAGCAGCUUGUUUACAUGGAAGAAAGUGUAAAUAACAGCUUAGAUUUUGAUGUAGUCAGGCCAGCAGUGGAAAGCAGCGGCCACAAGAGGAUUUCUAUGGAUUUCGCGAGGAAAUUGAUUCAGAAUUGUGAAUACUACCGAGCACGACAGUUCCUUCAAAAAACUAAACGGGAAACACCAGUUGAAAACUUUUUAUACUUCUUUUCGUGGUACAUGGUAAGCUUUUUGAUGUUUUUGGUUGGUCUUUAGGUUUUUGUAUGAAUGUGGUCUUGAAGUAUGUCUUAUUAGGUGGACUGAGGGUUUAUCUAGCUAGAUGGAAGCAAGGUUUAUCAUUCUUCAGCUUUUAAAAUACUUUUCGGAGAUGUUUUCGAUCAAGCUUUCUAGUGUAAUAUAAAUUAAUGUCGUGCAUUUUUGACAAGCUCUGGAUAUAUGUUUUGCUCGUAAAUUAUGUUGUCAGGAGCCAUAUGAGAACUUUUUAGAUGCAAAUCUUGAGGAUGCGAUUUGCCCCUUGACGUAUUUUACCCAUUUUUCUUCAUCUAUCAAGUAUAAUAUAAAAUUUUUAGAUCUGCCAGCGAAAACGAGCUGAGAAGGAGAUAGAAGACCUCGAAAAGAAGGAGAAUCAGAAUGAUGAGCAAUUUUUUGAGCUCUGCAAGGAGAUUGAGCGUCUAUAUCGAAAGAAUCCCGAGACUUUUGACGCCUACUUGUUGUACUUGUAAGUUCUUAAAAUUUCUUGUGAAAUUCCGCUUUUAGGCUCGCCCAGAUAAAACAGGAUGGCCAACAGACCAAAGAGGCCAAGAAAUUGGUCUUGUCCGCGUUGGAAAUGGACGUCCGAUGCUGGCCGGCAUGGGAUUUGUUGUCCAGAAUUUGCACUGAAGCCGAUUUUGUGAGUAUUUUGAUUUUUUUUCUUUGAUUUUUAGGUAAUUUGAAGGAAAAUCUAUUGGAUUUCAGACGGAUCUAGAGCAAAAGCCGGCGUAUCGGACCUGGCAAUACAUGGUUUUUGCCGCCGAAGCUGCUGGCCGUCUUCAAUUACUCACAAUGGCCAAAGAUUUCUUCACUGAGAUUAGCGAGACGAUUUUUACGAGUCAUCCAUACGUCCUGUGUUCCAUUGCGACUAUCAAAAUUAAUCUUCAAGGUGAAAAUUUGGAAAAUUUUAUAUUAUUUUAGGUAUCAAGAUUAGAUUUUUCGUCGAAUUUUUGGGUAAAAGUUAACUUUUGAUGUUGCUACUGAUGGAUAAAGUAAUGUUUUGUCUUUCAGAAAACCAAAGCGCAUUGGAAUUCUUUGGACGCGUCCGAAAAUUGGAUCCGUACAGAAUUGAUCAGAUGAAUUUGUACUCAAACGCCCUAUUUAUACGCGACGAAGAGCUGAAACUCACGGAACUUGCCGAUUUCUUCGAUAACAGCCAUCGAUUCACUUGGGAGAACUGCAUUAUUCUGGGUGAGAAAAUUAUAUUAUACUUGGGUGAUUGCACCGUGCAAAAAAAAUAUUUUUGGAAUUGCACAGUGCAAAAAAUUUUUUUUUUGGAUUAUUGCAUAGUGCGAAAUUUUUGGACUGCACUGUGCGAAAUUUUUUAACUGCAUGGUGCGAAAUUUUUGAACUGCAGGGUGCAAUGAAUUUUUGGAUUAUUGCACCGUGCGAAAAAAAUGUUUUUGGACUGCACAGUGCGAAAUUUUUGGACUGCACUGUGCGAAAUUUUUUGACUGCACGGUGCAAUGAAUUUUUCGAUUAUUGCACCGUGCAAAAUUUUUGAACUGCGCAGUGCGAAAUUUUUGGACUAUUGCACCGUGCAAAAAAAAUAUUUUUGGAUUAUUGCACGGUGCGAAAUUUUCAAACUGCACGGUGCGAAAUUUUUUGGCUGCACGGUGCGAAAUUUUUUGACUGCACAGUGCGGAAUUUUUGGACUAUUGCACCGUGCAAAAAAAAUAUUUUUGGAUUAUUGCACGGUGCGAAAUUUUUUGGCUGCACGGUGCGAAAUUUUUUGACUGCACAGUGCGAAAUUUUUGAUUGCACAGUGCAGAUUUUUUAAAUGUUUGCACAGUGCGGUUUUUUUAAAUUUUUUUUCUGAAGUUUUUUUAGGAUUCUUAGACAUACAAUUAACUCCACGAUUAGUUGUACAAUAAGUUUUACUCGACCUAUUAUACACUAAUUUUCGUUUCGAUUUCAGCCAACUACUACAGUAUCCGAAAAAUGCACGAAAAAGCGAUCGAAUUCCUCCGGAGAGCCAUCAGACUCCGGCCGGAAGACUCACAGACCUUUAUCUUGUUGGGCCAGGAGCUUUUGCAGACCAAGGAUCAUCAAGCAGCGACCUUGGCCUACCGCCAAGCCAUUGGUAAGUAUUAGUUAAUUAAUUUUGGGUCUUGACACGAAAACUUGAUGUUAAAAAAUGUUGGAAUUGGUGAUUUUAGAAGGUUUAGGGGGUCUGUUUAUGGAUUGGGCCCGGUUUUGUCCCCACCCCGGUUUUGUCCCCAAGACGGUUUUGUCCCCAGGAUGUUUUUGUCCCCACUUUUUUCGAGCCUUUUUGUCCCCAGACCGGUUUUGUCCCCAGGACGGUUUUGUCCCCAAGACGUUUUUGUCCCCACUUUUUUAUUUUUUUGUCCCCAGACCGGUUUUGUCCCCAGGACGUUUUUGUCCCCAAGCUGGAUAGUACGAUUAAAAAUUAUGCAUUCAGAUGUUAAUGCUUUUAGUUUGGUGCACAGUACUGAUCAAGCAACAUGUUCUUAGCACUUGGUACUGUAUAGUACAAGGUGGUACUAUAUAGCACGAGGUAAAAAUUAAGCCAUAACGCGUUAAUGCUGUUGGUUUGAAGCCCCGGACUUCUCAAAAAAUGUCUUUUUAGCACUUGGUAUUAUAUAGUACAAGGUGGUACUAUAUAGCACGAGGUAAAAAUUAAGCUAUAACGCGUGAAUGACGUUGUUUUGGUAUGCACUACUGACCAGACGUUCAUUUUGUGCAAAAACAAAUUCGUGCUAUAUAGUACCAUGUGCUAAAACACAUUUUUGAGAAGUACUGGGCUUCAAACCCAUAGCAUUGACGUGUUAUGGCUUAAUUUUUACCUCGUGCUAUAUAGUACCACAUCGUACUAUACAGUACCAAGCGCUAAGAACAAGUUGUUUGAGCAGUACUGUGCACCAAACCAACAGCAUUAACAUCUGAAUGCAUAAUUUUUAAUCGUACUAUCCAGCUUGGGGACAAAAACGUCCUGGGGACAAAACCGGUCUGGGGACAAAAAAAUAAAAAAAAGUGGGGACAAAAACGUCUUGGGGACAAAACCGUCCUGGGGACAAAACCGGUCUGGGGACAAAAAGGCUCGAAAAAAGUGGGGACAAAACGUCCUGGGGACAAAACCGGUCUGGGGACAAAAAGGCUCGAAAAAAGUGGGGACAAAAACGUCCUGGGGACAAAACCGUCUUGGGGACAAAACCGGGGUGGGGACAAAAACGUCCACUACGGGUCUGUUUAUGUGUUGGCCGAUUUUUUUGACGAAAUUUGAGGUAUUUUUGAGAUUUUUGGGUCCCGCCACGAUUUCCCUGAUUUUCAGGGGAAUUGCGAAAAAGUUGAUUUUAAAGCUGUCUGAGAUGCUGGAAGUGUUGUAAAUAGCUUGGAUUAUGUUUUCACAGGGACAAUGAACAUAUUUCACACAAAAAAUUUGAUUUUUUGCGGUAUUUUUGGCUUAAUUUACCUAAUUUUUCAUCUUUAAUUCUAGCGCUUGACCCCAAGUCCUUCCGCGCCUGGUACUGCCUGGGCCAACUCUACGAGAUCCUCAAACUCCCAGCCUUUGCACUUUACUACUACCAACAGGCGGUUCGUUACAAACCGACCGAUUCGAGAAUGCUGAUCGCCACGGGAGUGAUGCUGGUAAAGCUGAGGCGAUACGAGGACGCCGAAAAAUGCUUCAAAAAAGCCUUCCAGAUCGGAGAUGUGGAAGGAAAUGCAUUGACGGAGCUGGGAAGGUAGAUUUUUUUUAGUUUUGAAAAUUUUGCCUGAGGCGAUUUUUUUGAAAAUUGGGAUUUUUUGAGGAAUUUUGGAAAAUUUUGAGAGGGAAUUGAACUCAUUUUGAGUAAAAAUAUUUUUAGGCUAUAGGUAGUAACGUAAUUUUUUCAAAAAUUAGAAAAAUCAAAAAAUUUUUUUUUGUUUUUUCAGCUUAUAUGAACACAUGAAACGAUACGAUCAGGCAGCCCGAGCCUAUGAAUAUUUCCUGAAAUUGUAUUGCGAUGAAACGAAAGAUGUUGCGGUAUGUUUUUGAAAUUUUUUUGAGAUUUUUUGAAAAAAUUUUUUUUUGAGUUUGGCUAUUUUUUAAAUUAAAAAUUCAUUUUUAUCCUUUAAAAUUAUUUUUAAAUAUUUUUUCAAAUUUAUUUCCAGUAUGGCGACGUUUUUGAAUUUUCUUUUGAGAUUUUUUGAAAUUUUUUUUUAAUUUUGGCUGAUUUUUGGAAUAAAAAUCCAUUUUUUACCCCUGAAAACUAUUAUUUUAUUUUUUAUGAAAAUUUAUUUCCCGUAUGGCGACGUUUUUAAAAAUUUUUUGAGAUUUUUUGAAAAAAAAAUUUUUGAAUUUGGCUAUUUUUUUCGAUUAAAAAUUCAUUUUUUAUCCUUGGAAAUUAUUUUUAAAUAUUUUUUUUCAAAUUUAUUUCCAGUAUGGCGACGUUUUUGAAAUUUUUUUGAGAUUUAAAAAAAAAAAUUUUUUGAAUUUGGCUGUUUUUUCGAUUAAAAAUUGAUUUUUUAUCCUUGAAAAUAAUUUUUUUUUAUUUUUUAUGAAAAUUUAUUUCCAGUAUGGCGACGUUUUUGAAAAUUUUUUGAGAUUUAAAAAAAAAUUUUUUUUUGCAUUUGGCUAUUUUUUGAACUAAAGAUUUUUUAUCCCUGAAAAUUAUUCUUUUUUUAUUUUUUAUGCAAAUUUAUUUCCAGUACGGCGACGAGGACACGAUCGCAUCGGUGUGCAAAUUCCUGUCCAGCUACUAUUUCCAUCGGGACGAGCUCCAAAAGGCCUACGAAUACGCGCAAAGAUGCCUGCACUUUGACAAAACCAAAGAACACGCCGCCCAAAUGCUAAGGAACAUCAAAAUCGAACGCUCGAAAGACAUCCAAGCCCCGGUCAUUGACCAAAACACAGCGGACAUGAGCCUGAUCCUAGAUGCCGGAAUGAAUUCGUUUGUUCAUCAGUCGACACCAGCUGGCCCUCCGCAAAGCUCAAGGUGCGUUUGGAGGGAAUUUGGGGGAGUUGAGAGAAAUGGGAGCGAAAAUUUGAGUUUUGAAAGGAUUUUUGGGAAAAUUAAUUUUUUUUGCGUAAAAAAGGAGUUGAAAUUGGUGAUUAUAGAUGGUAAAGGUAUGUGUUGGGACUGUGGAAAACUCUAGAAAUGAGUUUUAGUACAUCGUGCAACUUUUUGGAAAAUUUUUUUUUGCACGGUGCAAAAAAUUUUUUCCGACUGCACUGUGCGAAAUUUUUUGUUUUUUAAUUUCGCACAGUGCAGUGAAUUUUUAAAUCCAAAAUAUUGAAAGAUAUAAUAAAAUAAGAUGGUAAGUGAAUGGUAAGACGUUUUUUAGAAGUGUUUAUAAAAAAAUUGGCAAGGGGAGACCAGUUGAAAUGGUCUUGCACUGUGCGAAAUUUGCGAAAAUUUUUUGUUUGCACAGUGCGGUGAAUUUGAAAAGAAAAAUUAUUGAAAAAAUAGUAAAUAAGGUGACAAGGGAAAUUUCAGAAACGAUUUUCAGUAGGCUGUGAAUUUUUUGAAUUGUUUUUUUCACUGUGCGAAAUUUUUUUUCCGACUGCACUGUGCGAAAUUUUUUGUUUUUUAAUUUUGCACAGUGCAGUGAAUUUUCAAAUCCAAAAUAUUGAAAGAUAUAAUAAAAUUAGAUGAUAAGUGUAAGACGCUUUUUAGAAGUGUUUAUAAAAAAUUUGGCAAGGGGCGAUCAGUUGGAAUUUUCUUUGCACGGUGCGAAAUUUCCGAAAAUUUUUUUUUUUUUUUGCACAGUGCAGUGAAUUUUCAAAUCCAAAUUAUUGAAAAAUGUAGUAAAAUAAGGUGGCAAGGGAAAUUCCAGAAAUGAUUUUUAAUAGGCUGUGAAAUUUUUGAAUUGUUUUUUGCACGGUGCGAAAUUUUUUUCCGACUGCACUGUGCGGAAUUUUUUGUUUUUUAAUUUUGCACAGUGCAGUGAAUUUUCAAAUCCAAAUAAUUUAGAAAUGUAGUAAGAUAGGGUGAAAAGGGAAUGGUAACACGUGUUUUAGAAGUGUUUAUAAAAAAUUUGGCAAGGGGAGACCAGUUGAAAUGGUCUUGCACGGUGCGAAAUUUGCGAAAAUAUUUUGUUUGCACAGUGCGGUGAAUUUGAAAAAAAAAAAAAUUAUUGUAAAAAUAGUAAAAUAAGGUGGCAAGGGAAAUUCCAGAAACGAUCUUUCAGAGGCUGUGAAAUUUUUGAAUUUUUUUUUGCACGGUGCAAAAGAUUUUUUCCGACUGCACUGUGCCAAUUUUGCACAGUGCAAUGAAUUUUCAAAUCCAAAUUAUUGGAAGAUAUAAUAAAAUAAGAUGGUAAGUGAAUGGUAAGACGUUUUUUAGAAGUGUUUAUAAAAAAUUUGGCAAGGGGAGAUAAGUUGAAAUGGUCUUGCACUGUGCGAAAUUUGCGAAAAUUUUUUGUUUGCACAGUGCGGUGAAUUUGAAAAGAAAAAUUAUUGAAAAAAUAGUAAAUAAGGUGACAAGGGAAAUUUCAGAAACGAUUUUCAGUAGGCUGUGAAUUUUUUGAAUUGUUUUUUUCACUGUGCGAAAUUUUUUUUCCGACUGCACUGUGCGAAAUUUUUUGUUUUUUUUAAUUUUGCACAGUGCAGUGGAUUUUUAAAUCCAAAUUAUUGGAAGGUAUAGUAAAAUAAGGUGACAAAGGAAUAGUAAAAGGUUUUUUAGAAGGCUUCACGAAAACUUAUGGCAAGGGGAGACCAGUUGAAAUGGUCUUGCACUGUGCGAAAUUUGCGAAAAUUUUUUGUUUGCACCGUGCGGUGAAUUUGAAAUGAAAAAUUUUGCGAGAUAACGCAAAAUAAAGGGGUAAAAAAUGGCAUGGGUCUUUUUGAAGGGCUGAAAAAAAUAUGGCAAGAGGGGACCAACUGGAAUUGCGAUUUUUUAAAAAUUUUUUCGGAUAUGACAAUAAAAGCCAAGUGUAAUAUAAAUUCCGAAUUUGCAGAGCCCACCCAUUCAACGACACCAUCGCCCUGGAGCAGUCGAUAAACCGCACCAACCAACAGCAACAACAGCCCGACGUGAACGUGGACGAGGUCAGCAUGGAGGACGCGGACGAGUCGGAACAGGUCUCAUUUUAA
Molecule: messenger RNA, 7447 nt
Organism: Bursaphelenchus xylophilus (pine wood nematode)
Lineage: Eukaryota; Metazoa; Nematoda; Chromadorea; Rhabditida; Aphelenchoididae
Source: the annotation of a GenBank genome assembly